ACAGAAAAAAACCUUUGUGACGACUCAGCGCUGCACCUCCAUGUGUGUGUGAGUGUGUGUAUGCUCCUGUCACAAGGGGGGCAUCGUGGAAAACAUCGCAGUCUUCCUCAUCAGACCGUGUAUAGCUGACCGACAGGGAGUGACCCGGACAUGGCGACAUCCAGCUCCUGCGUGGUGAUCAGUGAUGAGGAGCAGGGGUAUGACCUGGACCUUUUCUGCAUACCAAAGCACUAUGCCUCUGACCUGGAGAGGGUCUACAUCCCACAUGGACUCAUCUUGGACAGGACAGAGAGACUGGCCAGAGAGAUCAUGAAAGAAAUGGGGGGCCAUCACAUUGUGGCCCUCUGUGUGCUCAAAGGGGGCUACAAGUUCUUUGCAGACCUGCUGGACUAUAUCAAGGCCCUGAACAGGAACAGUGACCGCUCCAUCCCAAUGACAGUGGACUUCAUUCGCCUCAAGAGCUACUGUAACGACCAGUCGACAGGUGAAAUCAAAGUUAUUGGUGGAGAUGACUUGUCUACACUGACAGGCAAGAAUGUCUUGAUCGUGGAGGACAUUAUCGACACAGGGAAGACGAUGAAGACAUUGCUGGAGCUCCUCAAGCAGUACAAACCCAAAAUGGUUAAAGUAGCAAGUUUGUUGGUGAAGAGAACUCCAAGAAGUGUUGGCUACCGACCAGACUUUGUUGGAUUCGAGGUGCCUGACAAAUUUGUGGUGGGAUACGCGCUAGACUACAAUGAGUACUUUAGAGAUCUAAAUCAUAUCUGCGUCAUUAGUGAAACAGGGAAGGAGAAGUACAAGGCAUGAAGAGCACUUAAAAACAAAUUAAAUGUAUGGGUAUAUAUUUUUCUUUUGCAGUCCAUUUUUAAUUGUUACUUCACAUUUGUGUCAGCAAAAGUACUCGGGAUCCCGAGGACUCACUGCAUUUGCUGUUUUCAGCCACCACACACUGAAUUCAUCCUUAGACUGAUUGGCUUUGAAAGAACCGCAAACGCUUUGUCCCAACACCGAUUAUUUUUCUAAGCGAUUGAUUAAUUUAUUAAAAGCAAUGCUGCUAAUUUUAAUUACAGUAUCACAAUUGUUGUAGUAUCGUAACAUUUCAUAGAUUUGACCACCUUUAUUCUAUUUUAUAAUGUAUUGCUUUUUGUUUUAAUUAUGUUUUUACCAGUGGGCAAUCGAUACUGGCCCUCGAGAAGACAAUGUUACAUUCUCUUUACACCUGUUUGUAUAUUUUGGGACAAAAUCCUUUUCUAUGUAACUGUUGUUUGAGAACAUUUUCUUAAGAUUCAGUGUAGAAAAGUAACACAGAUGUUGGCUGUAUUACAACACUUUGGCAUGCUCAGGAUGACAUCAUCUUAUUUAAGAUUCUAAAUUAACACCAAUGCAUCCAAUGGAUCAGUAAUUGUAUUUAAGGUAAAAACCCAAAACCUUUUUAUGCUGGAAAUUAUUUUUUUAUUUUUGAGAUUUGUGAAGGGGCCGUCAAAAAUCACUUACUCAUCAGAUAAUAAAUCUACAUGUACCUAUCUUUGAAUUAAACUUUUUUUAAUUCAACCAUACCAUAUGCUCCGUGAAGCCAUGUUGACUGAAAUUUGCUAUACCAGCCAUUAAAUGUUGACACUUCUCACCUCUCCUGCAA
Molecule: messenger RNA, 1636 nt
Organism: Platichthys flesus (European flounder)
Lineage: Eukaryota; Metazoa; Chordata; Actinopteri; Pleuronectiformes; Pleuronectidae
Gene: hprt1
Product: hypoxanthine phosphoribosyltransferase 1
Exons: 9
Coding region: 151-807 (218 amino acids)
Biological process (GO): IMP salvage; purine ribonucleoside salvage; GMP salvage
Molecular function (GO): magnesium ion binding; hypoxanthine phosphoribosyltransferase activity
Source: RefSeq, a predicted model, not a curated record